Molecule: messenger RNA, 966 nt
Organism: Fukomys damarensis (Damara mole-rat)
Lineage: Eukaryota; Metazoa; Chordata; Mammalia; Rodentia; Bathyergidae
Gene: CUNH5orf63
Product: chromosome unknown C5orf63 homolog
Exons: 4
Coding region: 29-376 (115 amino acids)
Source: RefSeq, a predicted model, not a curated record
CGCCAGCGGUGCUAGGCCCAGAAUUAAGAUGCUCUGGUUUCAAGGAAAUAGCAUGCAACUUGUCAAAUCUUCCUUUGGGCUCUUCUUGAGAAAUCUGUCUGCUUCUAAGACAACUCUGCCUGUGCUGACCUUAUUCACAAAGGAUCCAUGCCCACUUUGUGAUGAAGCUAAAGAACUACUCAAACCUUACAAAAACAGGUUUAUCUUACAGGAGGUGGAUAUCACCCUUCCCGAAAACUCUGCUUGGUAUGAAAGGUAUAAAUUUGACAUUCCUGUCUUUCAUUUGAAUGGCCAGUUUCUUAUGAUGCAUCGAGUAAACCUCUCAAAACUUGAAAAACAGCUCCGGAAACUUGAGCAGCGAGGUGCUAGAUGCUGACUUAUGCCCUCGUGAUUUUCCACCGUCUCUGUCCGUAAGGCACCUUCCUGAGGAAGUGACUGUGGCCUCAUACCCUUUCAGUCAGUUUCACAGAGCCCUAAGAAGAUUCUCAACCCAGGGACGCCUUGUAAAUGUUGCCGUUCCUCUACUGACUGAUGGAAGUGCCACGUGGGAACUGUUUAUUUAUAAGCCUUUUUUAAAACAAAGAUUCUCUUGGCAGGGAGGAGGAUAAUGGCAGGAGGGAGACCUCAUUUGUUUUAUUUGUUUUCCCUUGUGUGUCGCAUGGAAGCACCUCUGUGAACUGGACGGUGCUGUUCCUAGGAAGAAGGCUCUCUGCAUCCCUGCUCAUGCCCUGGAGGGCUUAGCUUUUUAAUGAAAGAAUAAAUGCUCUUCCACUCUGUAGAUAAAGUGAAAUGUGAAUCGUUAAUAACUGCACAGUCAAUAAAGGGACGUUUUAACGAAUACAUCUGCAUGGUGCCUGUUUCAGUGGGAUUUAAUAAUACCUGUUUAAAAUUAGAGCUCAUUUUUGUUGGGGUGAAGAGAAUAAUUAUCCUCGCCAAAGGAACUUCAUUUCAGAAAGACAAAAGAAC